Spirometra erinaceieuropaei is the source of this 8746-nucleotide messenger RNA. NCBI's taxonomy places the organism in Eukaryota, Metazoa, Platyhelminthes, Cestoda, Diphyllobothriidea, Diphyllobothriidae. The record is from the annotation of a GenBank genome assembly.
AUGUCACGAGACGCAAACAAUGCAGGUUCUGAUACGCAAAAGGUAAUACAACGUUGAAAUAGCUGUGAAACAUAUUAUGACAGUUAUUGUCUUUAUUCUAAGCCUUCUUGUACUCGAUCUUUGCGAACAUUAUCCAUCCGUCAGGUUCGUAAUUUGGUUGACGACUACUUUAUUUCUUUGUAGGUGAACGACCUAUGCGAAAAAAUGGCGAAAGCCAAGAUAAGUAAAACUGCACAACAUCAAAUUGUCCUGAAGCCACCCAAAGGAACGAGGGACCGCAACCCCGUCCAAAUGCGCGUUCUAGAGAAGGUUUUCGGUGUAAUUCAAGAUUGCUUCAAGCGCCACGAUGCAGUUUCAAUUGAAACGCCCGUGUUUGAACUGAAAGAGGUCCUCACUGGGAAAUAUGGCGAGGAGUCAAAACUUAUAUAUAAUCUAGAAGACCAAGGCGGCGAACUCCUUUCACUUCGCUACGAUUUAACGGCAGGUCUACCGAGCUUUACAAGCCUAUGGCUUGUAACCUCUAGUUCAUGUGUGCUUUGUUCUCUGUGUUUUGGAUGGCCGAACUCCACUGUCAUCAGCUCGGAGUGUGUCGUUCCAACUCAUCUUCCCGUUUAUCUGACGGUCUGACUCCCCAGAAAGCCCAACUCUCCGUUACCGAGCGUUUUGCUUGCUCUAACUGGCCUACACAAUGAGAACCAAGCUAUUUCUAGACGCAUCACUAUUGUGGAUCUUAGAGCGAAGUAGAAGCGCAGUCCAGGCUUCGAGAACAAGUAGACAUUAUUCUGAAUGACCGCUUGGGGUGAUGACUCGAUGUUGGUAUCGAAGGGAUGGCAUCCUUUGAGCCGUUAGUGCGACAGCCUUAGUUGUUUCUGAAUGUCCAUGUAGAAAACAGUUCCUAUUGGAUCUAAAAUAGGUCGUCAUGACUCCUGCCCAGGAAAUUCAUAGAAGAGAAUGUAUUCCAUUUUCUGAAUUUUCUCACUGUCAUACGCUACGAACCACAGAAAGGUACGCGACGUUUUACGCUACAGGGCAUGCCCCAUCCUCUUGGAUGCUGUGAGACGCCGACCGUACUGUCUGCUUGGCCUCCUUAACCACAGGACAAUUUUGGGAGGAAAUAUUGUCGAAACCAUCAUGCUGCUCAAAAUUCACUUUCCAUCGAAUUACAGAACUUGAAAUGUAUGCCUGCCAAUAGGCGGAAGAUUACUGCGGCAUAGACCGGACGCUAAUUACAAAGAACCUAGGUGUAUAUUCUAGAGUGUGGGCUGUAGUGACUCAGUGUCGUGGAUACUGGACUAAAACUGGAAAUAGGCGGCAAAGAUGUGGAGUAGGGUAGCUUUUGAUUUGUCACGAGGGUUACUCAGGGGCACACAGGUUAGUUUCUGUAACGUCCUCUAUUUUACUGCUAAGCUACUUUUUGUAACUACCGAGUUGAUGCCCUUCCAAUUAUUGUUUCACUGACCAGCCCGUCUUCCUAAUGCAGGUUCCAUUUGCUCGUUAUGUCGCGAUGAACAGAAUAAAGUCGAUAAAACGAUUCCAAAUCGGUAAAGUCUACCGUCGUGAUCAGCCUGCUAUGAAUCGCGGUCGGUUCCGGGAAUUUUAUCAGUGCGUAAGUCGCGCUCUUGCCUUCUUACCAGAAAUACUACUAUGUCAAAGAACUUGCAUAUCUUCCGAGUUGUUGCCCUAUUCUACGAAAUUCCCCGCCUAUCAUUUACACAGUUCCCAUAGCAUUGUGUUAGAUGUACGUAAAGCUCAGUUUUUCAAAAGCAGUAUUAAAAGGUCGCGCUACUUCGGUCGGCAUCAUUGACAAAUUCAAACUUGCAGGCGCAUAGUUUUUUUUAAUGAUCCAUAAAAGGCGUAGUUUAAGGUGCAGCUGCACACCGGAAAACCCGGUUUCUGCGUCCCGGAAUCAGGCUUCGUCCGGUUGUAUCGUUUUAUAAGCCCUUUUAAUAGAUUUGCGUGUCUUCGUCGACCUUCUUCACCCUAAACGGAGUCCCUGCCUCUCUAGAAUUCGCGGUUACUUUAUAUACCGUGACUCUGUCAGAGGAAGUGAAUACGAUGUCAUUAGCCUCAAUAUCGUGUUCUUCCGCCCACUCAUUUCGUUUAAUUUUAGUUCAUUAUCAUGCUUUUUAUCCUCUUCGGGUUCUUUUCUCCGUAUUGGUAUUUGACGCGGCUAAACAACACUGUUGGUCGCGCAAAGCCUCGGGAGAUUGAAGCGUUAACUCUCAACCAUAAGUUAGCGUGAGAGACUUCUAUGGGGCUAAGGUAUAUAUGCGACCUACACACAUUUUUGUGAGUGUGAUUUUAAGAUAUUUAUUAUAAGCUGCAGAAACUCGCCCCCUUAGAGCGUACUCUCCGUGCUAACCAUCCUCCAUAGAAUUCUCAACUACCACAUUCUCCGGUCCACUACCUACCUAGAUUUUUCACACAGCGGUAGAAGUUGGGGGGAACUCGGGUCCCACGGAGUGGAAGUGCAGCAGAAGCCACAUUUAGAAGGAACUAUCGCAGCAUGACUCAGUCUACCUGUCGGCUGUUCCACACAAACACAUACCAACCGAGCUAUCCCGUCAGUUGGCGACCUUCUAGGUCACGGCCUUCAGCGCACCGUGAUAGCUUCAAGCGCGUCAGAAAUAUGUGCUGAGACCGCCGACCUCGCUUUUCACACUACUGAACACCAGUCCACUGUUCGAGCCGGUCAGAUGUCUGAUGCCGGGAGUGGGCGCAGUGGCUGACAACUAGAGAGCUCGUUUAUGCGUGCCGCACACACGACCUGGCCCCCAUACGCGCAUACGAGCGUGUAGACCGUUCGGAUUUCGCACGGAGAAAGAAGCCCAAAAGCACACUUCCCACCUACUUGAAAGGCGCCGGUGAUGAGGAGUUUUAGAGCUGUUUAUGCGUAGUUGAUCAUGUCAACGGUAAUUUACCGCAGGUUUUCAUGUGUGACCGAAUAGGCCCGUCCGAUGGCUGAACGUGCGCGGGACAGUGUGGGCAAUUAGGGCGAUGGAGUCUGGUGUAUGUCGAUGCUCCUGGUACUAGUUCGUCAACCUCUUUGCGAUGGAUUCGCAAGCGACCAGCCAGGCCGGUGCGUAGGGGGGAAUGCGCGAUCUCAAUAGAGACAGGUUAAGACCGAGUCUACAUCACUGGAGAUAGAGGUGGUGGUGGUGGCGGCGGCGGCGGCGGCGGCGGCGGCGGCGGUGGUGGUGGUGGUGGUGGUUGACAAGUCGUCGAGAGGGUUUAGUUCGGUGGUAGGAACAGGAGCUGUGGUGGUCGCCGUUGUCGCCACGGAGGUUGUGGCAAGUGCGAUGAAGAUAGCAGUGACCGACGGCGGCGGGAUAUGAGGAUGUUGAGCAUCGGUUCUGAGCGCGGUCGUCGUAAUGGCCACCUUGAGGGUUUGGGCAGGGGCGGUAGGAGAGACAGCGAUUGAAGUUGUCUGACUGGUGCACUGAGUCCGCAGAUGUCCGACAAGGCCGGUCCACCUGCAGAAUGUUCGUCGACAGCGUGGACAUGUUGGGAGGGGUCGAGGGUGAGCGUUGUAGGCCAGGGACGCCUGAGACUUGUGAACCUCCCUUUUAGCUUUGGCAGCGGCGAUCCGGUUGGCUUCACAGAUAGUUGCCCCAGUCUUCUGAUCGGUCAGUCCAGUGUGAGCUCCUCCCGGGUAUUCGGGUUGAUCUUUAGCCGCCUGAAGAAAUUUUUAGGGUGUCCUUGUAGCAACGGGUUUGACUUCCUGUUGGCGAGCACUUGUGACGACAUUUUCAUAGAAGAGUUGUUUUGGUAGGCGUUCAUCCAUCCUCACGAGAUGCCCCCAUCAUCAUAGUUGCAGUUGCCUCAGCAUGGCGCGGAUGCCGAGAAUUUCAGUCCCUUCGAGAACUUCCUGUGUCCGGGAUCCUGUCCUCCCACAUCUGCAGCUGGCCGAAGACUUCGCCGGCUUUGGAGACCCGCAGAGCCGCUUCGUCGUCAACUUUGAUGCAGCCUGAGCGUUCCGCCCAAGUAAUUAAAGUUGUUCACGGUUUUCAGUUGGAUACCUUUGACAUGAAUGCGAGGAGCGCUGUAUGCAGCAUUGGGUAAAGAGUAAUGCAUGACCACAGCUAUGUGCGCGUUGAUUUUCAGUCUGAAGUUGGCGCAGCCGGAGGCGAAGAGUUCCAUUGUCCGUUGCAUGUGAGCUUCUGUCUCGGUUUUGAGUGCUAAUCGUCCACAAAAAACAGGCCGUGGUGAGACGCGUUUAAGCUUGCGUGCGCCGACUGUUGAGAUGGCCGUCGGUCUUUUAGGCGAUGCGGAUCCCCGGGCGCUCAUCACGGUAGGCGUCUAUCAGCAUGGCAGAGAGCAUGAGUCUAAGGGGUGUUGGGGGGAGGGGGGUGCACAGCCCUGGUUACUGCAAAUGCUUCGGAGACGGUCCCAUUGUCCGUGACGUGCGUCAUUAUCCCCUCGUGGAGCCGACGCACCAUGCCCGUGAAUCGUUCAGGACAGCCGAAUUUCUGCAUGGUUUUCCACAGUCCAUCGACAUUCACCGUGUCGAGGACUUUCGUCGAGUCCACGUCGAUGGUGUAGAAAUGAGUGCAUUCCCUCACACUUCUUUUAGCCGGCUGGUGACGAAAAUCAGGCCGGUGGCUCCGCAGUGGCGUGGGAAUCCACGCUGACAUCCUGGCAGAAAUCCCUGUUCUAAAUGGCCGUUGAGACUGCUGAAGGGGAUGCAAGUGAAGACCUUCUCGGCAGUUUUGGGCAGUGAGAUUCCUCUGUGGUUGUCACGGAGUUCCUGGCCUCCUUUCCAUUUGUAGAGGCAGACGGUUGUCGCCUGUUGCUUGUAUGAUGAUUAGAAAUGCCUUUGCAUUGAGGGAAUUUGUCCCUCGAACUUAAGCCUCGUGUGCGUUGCUCAUGUUCAACGAUAAGUCCAUUGUGGCCAUUUUACUGCGUCCUCGUAGUUUUAGCUACCUAAAGACAGCUAUCACAAACGCAGUGCCGGUAAACAACGUUGCACUGGUUGAUUUUUUCCGUCUCAAGCAAUAUCUGUUAAUUUUAUUUGCACUCAUAGGCGAGACCGGGACAUCUCAUGGGCAUGCAGAUGCGUUUGUCUCAUUGUCUUGCUCUCAUGAAAUAAGAUGACUUCAGGAUGUUACGGAUGCUUCAAUGCCUGCUAGUGCGGGUAUUCUUGUACACCAAACGAUACACCCACUUAAAAGUGUACUGUCUCACGCUGUGUUUUAAAGUUAAACGAAUCUCGAUGAUUCGAGCGUGUUGUGGUCUUGAUUUCUUGUCUUUCUUGUCUACUUUUUCAUGUGUUGAUUGAUUUUCGAGUUCACUCCGGCAUUCUAACGCAGGUGGUCCACUUUUCAUUUUACUGUAAAUAAUGGCGGAUUCGCAACUACCUUGUCGACUUCUCUUGCUUUUUUUCAAAAGAGCCCCCUUUCAUGGUCGAUGCUAUGGUAGUGGCUGCGCAAAACUCGACGGUUUGACUUUAGCGCCUUUGUGGGUUUCGCCAUAUUUCUGGAGAACACUAGUCAUACAGUCUUUUCUAUUAUCAUUUUUGGAAAUUUGCUUAUUCAGCUGACCCACACACUGGAGGAUUGUUCAGUGCCUUUACGAGCUUAAUCAGCUAAGACAUCUGUAGUACGCGUCUUAUCUAUAGAAAAUGGAAACGUUUUCUCUCCGAUGGAUUUUAAAAGACCAAAUAAUUAGUGUUUUGUACUCGGCCUGUUGACCUUUAGUGUUAUCGUCUUCGACUUUACUUGCUUACACUGUACGAGCUUCAACUUUCGACGCUGCCUUUCAGGCAAGAAACUAAAAUUCCCAUCAUAUCUGAAAUUGGGAAAUGUAAACUUCAUGAAGUCCUACGACCAAAACUUGGGACUGUGACCGAUGGUGCCUGCGCCACAUGUACCCCCCUUCACCCUCAUGCGCAAGUCAACCGCAGUUGGCGAGGACCCACUCCGCUGUCAAAACAGGGAUAGGGACGACACCCUUGUCAGUCUGAUUUUCUGCGCCCACACGGGCUCUACGGAGGCUGAACUUCCUUGGUAUAUGACAAAUCCACUUCUGUCAUGAGGAAAGCUCGGUGGAUUAGGAGCCAGAUGUAUCUUCUGGAGCGGUCUUUGAGUAGAUAAACGUCAUGACGCAGGAAUAGUCUUCACUAUAAUCGAGAGUUUCGUGAUUAAUUGUUAACCUUUAGAGAUGUAUACAACGACCGAUUAGCCACGCGGAAAAAACUAUUUGGUGGACACAUUUUGUUCUACUUUCUAGCGUUCGCGUCUCUACGAGGAUAAGUUGCGACAACGUGCACAGCAAGUGCUUGGAGAGCUUUACUUCCUCAUCUUGUCUAUGUUGGUGGCAGACAAACUCAAAAUGCCUGCUCCUACUGUGCAUGAACCAUGCCCCCCUUGUUCAUUUACCCGUCGUCUUGAUGUCUGUAAACACAGAAAUGGACAUCCUUCGCCGAAGGUGCAGCUGCCUCAUUGUGAACACCAUCCUUCGCGUUUUGAGUUACAAAUUUUGCUACGAAGGCGUCAAGGUGAAAUAGGGCCCUGAGGAGGUUGGGCUUUGCCCUCCUCAAGAAGACAUCGAUUUCCCUCAACCUGAGAACAAGCCGGAAAAACUGCACCGCGUGGAGAAUGGAAAAAUUAAGAUUUUGACCACUGUACCGCGGUGGAUUCGCUCGAAAAAAUCGCGUUGCAACAAAAACGAAUAGGGACCUCGGCAUCUGCCUUCAUAGACAAGACCAACUGCAGCCAGUAUCCAGGAACAGCGGAGUUCCUGCAAGUAUGGCUGAUUUCAUUGUGUGCUCACACCGACGACAGCAUAAUAUGUUUCAGAUACUAAACACCCGGUUGAGCAAUUGGACUGAGACAACCCAGAGAUCCAUUAACUCCUUUAAAAGGAGUAAUUUCUUUGCUCUCAGCCCGGUUUGCGGUUCACAAGCAGCCAGAACUGAUUCUCAGCUCCGCUUAUCAGUUAUAAGCACUCACUAGGUUUGCCGAACACCUUCAAAGCCCACUUAACCGUCCAUUUAGCAUUUUCUUGCAGUUCGUCGACAUACGUUCGUAAAUAGAGGUCAACACUGACCUGGAACUCCCAUAACCUCUUCAGAAGACGAUCUGAGAAGCCCGGUAGCUUAAGCGGAAAAGGUUCAUCAGCCAAGCAAAUUUCUGCCGAGGUUUUCAAAUUCGAUAUUUCGGAACUGCCACAGUAGCUGUCAUCUCUUCCAGGUCUGGUUCCAGAGAAAAUCGCAUGCAAUUGGAAGGUUAACCGACUUUCGGCCAUGGUAGAUGAUGGAUUAUAUUUUCAUCAUUGUGGGCUGAUGUAGUUUUAUUCGCCCUUUUACUCCAAAAGUUUAUUGUUUUUUCGAAGGAUUUUGACAUCGCCGGUGACUAUGGUCUCAUGUUGGCGGAUUCCGAAUGUUUAAGAAUCAUAUAUGAAGUGCUGACUGAACUGGACUUGGGCGAUUUCGUGAUUAAAGUGAAUCACAGGCGUUUGUUAGACGGUCUCUUCACCGCUUGUGGAGUUCCUACAGAAAAAUUCACCGCCGCUUGCUCGUCCGUGGACAAACUCGACAAGGUACUUUGCCGCGUUGUCGAAUUUUUGUAGCCUUUUAAUGCCUGCCUGCCCUGCCUGCUUACUUCAGUACUGCAGUCACUGACCUCUCUGCUCCUUCCCUCCACAGCUGCCGUGGGAAGAAGUGAAGAAGGAACUCAUAAAUGAGAAGGGCUUACCGGAAUCCGUUGUUGACUUGAUUGGCGAAUACACGCAAAUUUCCGGCGGUAUGGAUGUCCUUGAUCGAUUGGCUGGCGAUGAACGUCUUGUGGGCAACAAAACCAUUCAAAAUACUCUGCCAGAGUUACGGACUCUCCUCGAUUACUGCCAAGCCUUGGGCAUAAUGGAUCGUCUUCGCCUUGACCUCAGCCUUGCCAGAGGAUUGGAUUACUAUACCGGUGUCAUCUACGAAGCUGUUCUAACAGGUAUGUUGCCACGUGAUCCUGCUUAUUCAAAGGCUGAAGACUUUCACUUACUUCAACUAACCAUUACCCAUGUUUUCUGCAAGGUUUCGCUCACAGCCCGGCCGUUACUACCAUGUCUGUCCCUGCGCAAUCUGCUGAACCACAUGACGACAAAAAGAAGAAGAGAAAGAGACCUGUUGCAGAUGAGGUUGAGGAUGGAGGAGACGCUGAGGGUGCUGUCGGCAGCGUCGCUGGAGGUGGCCGUUACGACAACCUCGUCGACCUCUUUUGUCCUGGGUCGAAAGUGCCGUGCGUUGGUUUGAGUUUCGGGAUAGAACGUUUGUUGGCUGUCAGUGAAAUGCUUUCUAGGAGGAAUGCCGCGGGCGACAAGAGUGUGCUUCGUGCAACAGAGACAGACGUCAUGGUGAUUGUUGCCCACAAGGGCCUCAUAGUAGCACGUCUGGAACUCUGCCGACUUCUCUGGGAUGCCAAAAUCAAGGUAUUUUUAUGUUUUGUUGGCAUCUACUAUGCCCAACGAAGUAGCAAUGAUGUUAAUGUUAGUUUGACUUGCGCGUAGCCCUCAGACGCAUCCAUUUUUUCAGGCCGCUUUCUCUCACAAGAACCAACCGAAACUACUCGAUCAACUGCAGUAUUGUGAGUCUACUGGGAUCCCCAUUGCUGUCAUCAUCGGCGAUGGCGAGCUACAACGUGGCGUCGUCAAGCUACGUCAUAUCAGUUCCCGUAAUGAGCGCGAAGUACCUCGGUCUGAGUUAACGGCGGAGAUUAAGCGCGAACUCCAGGAUCUCAGCGCAUCCAAGGCCUGCUAG